UGGAACAUAGACAUGGACCACAUUAAUUAUGUAAAGCAAAGAGAACACCAGCUGAAUAGUGAAGUUCUGAGGCUUAAAGUGGGGAGGACGUGUGAAAGAUGAAACGGAGAAUUUUUGAACGGCAAAAGCUGGUGUUUGUUGUGGGCCAGCACAAGAUGCAACGCAUUCGCCUCAAUUCUUGGAACAGACGUCAAAGAUUGUCUUAAGAAGUGCUAUAGGAUGGCGAAUAUCUUGCGUUGCCAGAUCUGUUGCCGUCGUCAUUAAUGCGCCCUGGUUCACGUUUCGCCAUGUAUGUGCUGUCCCUGUUUCACGGCAAGAUUUCAAACAAAAUCUCAACCAGGAUUGACGUGACCUCUCGAUUUACACUUUUUUUUUUUUUUUUUUUUUUUUAUAUCGAUACUUAACUCACCUUCAAGCCUAAGUAAGGAGUAUAAGAACAGUUAUCUGUUUGUAAAUGUCAGGGUUACAAGUAAAAAGUGAUCAGAAACAUUUACAUUCAAGUAAAGUACUUAUACCUGAAAUGUAGUAUUUGUACUUUGUAACUUCCCACCACUCCUGUUAAAUACAGCACAAGCCACCAUUUUGUCAUUUUGGCUUGCCUUCAUACCUAAAAUAUCUGAACAAUAUCUAUCAGUGCUGAAGAGACCUAAUGAAAGGCCUUAGAGUUCCCAAUUGCUGGCAGAGUUCUUCAACUUGGUCGUAGAAGACCUAGUAGUGGAAGACUUCUGCAGUCAUGGGGGAAUGGAGUUUUCUCAGCGGACUCUUCGACCACCUCCAGGCCCGCUCGCCCAUGCUGGGCCGCUUCUGGCUCUUGCUGAUGUUGGUUUUUAGGAUCCUGAUCUUGGGAACGGUGGCCAGCGACAUGUUCGAGGACGAGCAGGAGGAGUUCGUGUGCAACACGCUCCAGCCGGGCUGUAAGCAGGUGUGCUACGACCAGGCCUUCCCCAUCUCCCAGUACCGCUUCUGGGUCUUCCACAUCGUCCUCAUUGCCACGCCGUCGCUGCUCUUUAUCAUGUACGCCAUGCAUCAUCACAACAAGAGAACCAGCCGCUCCAACGUGCCUCAAGACUAUCGAGAAAUUCGCCAGUUGCGGAGGCUCUACAUAGUCCACGUGGCCUUUCGGUUGUUCGCCGAAGUCGGCUUUCUCGUCGGCCAGUGGUGGCUUUACGGCUUCAAGGUGGAGGCCCAGUAUCCCUGCGACCGUUUCCCUUGUCCCUACACCGUGGACUGCUUCACCUCACGCCCGGCCGAGAAAACCGUCUUCCUCUGCUUCUACUUCGCGGUCGGGAUCUUGUCCGCCAUGUCCAGUUGCAUCGAACUUCUCUACAGCUCCGUCAAGUGGUUCUGUUGCAGGCGAGAGCACCCCAGUGACCUGAGCGUCCACAGCUACAAGCCGGGGGAGCGGGGAGAGAAGUCUUCGGAAAAGACCGUGUCGGACUAUGCGUCCGGCAGCGGGAGGACCAGGAAGGGGGCGCACAGGAGCAGCAACAAGGGAAAUGCGACGGCUUCCAAGUACAGGAAUGGCAAAUAUGUGAACAGCAAGACUUUCAUGGUGUGAUCGCCUACUUUUGGAUUCAUCGACAACAAUAAUCACCUCCCACGGAGUCAAUGGAACAAAAAACACAAGGAGAUCGAGCCUGGUGAUAAAGUGCUCACACUUUUACUUAAGUAGAAGUACAGAUACUUGUGUAAAAGACUGCUAAAAGUAGAAGUGCAGACUGACAUGUACGUGAGAAUAAUGACAGAUGCUGUACAGUUGAAUAUACUCUUGCAUGCAAGGAGACUGCUCGACUGGUCGAAGAAGUUUCUUUCUCCCCAGGCGAGGUCACAUCAGCAUGCACACAUGAACAGGCUGUUAUCAUCUGCAUUAUGCAAGUGGCGUGCCCGACCAAUUAGGACUUGCGUUGUCUCACAACGGUGAAAAUACAAUUAUCAGAGUGAGAGACGAACGUGGCCUGUUUUCUUAUCCUCACACUGAAACGAAAAGAAAGAUGAUGACAGUGACACAGCAUUUGUACUUCAUUACUUGCCACAACAGUUUUGGAUCCACUUUUACCACAGAUUACUCAUUUAGCUUCAGACACCGGUGCUUAGUUACACCCAUACGGAAACGCAUCGGGUACAUGUUUUUGUAUAAUCAUUUUCUGUCAGUUAUUUUGGGCCUUGGCCUCAUUUCUCACGUGUCAUGUCUUGUCUCUCGGGAUAACAGUGGCAACGGAGGAAACAACAUAUACAGCAGUGCCUCCUGCUUGCAUGAUUCAUCUGCCACUUAAGCGCUUGCAGGACCGAAAUGUUCCUUGAGCGUCCUGCUCUGUUGUCAACAGUAGGUGGCAGCAGUUCAACAAAUACUCACUGUAUUGUGUUGUCAUCACUUCGUUAAUUGCCAAAAUUCUAAAUUAGUAAUGAUAACUAAAAAACAAAAAAAUUGCCUUACUUGUAUGUGUUUUCAGAGUAGAUAUAGAAAUAAUUCCUGUAUAAUCAUAUCCCUUUUCAUAAUAUCAAUUACUGUACGCAUUUUCUAACGAACAUUUCUUUUC
Molecule: messenger RNA, 2537 nt
Organism: Phycodurus eques (leafy seadragon)
Lineage: Eukaryota; Metazoa; Chordata; Actinopteri; Syngnathiformes; Syngnathidae
Product: gap junction delta-3 protein-like
Exons: 2
Coding region: 734-1558 (274 amino acids)
Biological process (GO): cell communication
Cellular component (GO): connexin complex
Source: RefSeq, a predicted model, not a curated record